GGGUUUAGGUUUAGGAGAGGAUGUGACUGCAAAGCCAGGAAGCUACGGGGAAACUUCUGAUUAAAACACACAAACAAGAGCCAGGUCCCGCGGUGCUUGGCGAUGCAUCCGGGGCCGCUGUGCCGCUUUAGACUGGGCCGGGGGCCCAGCUGAGCAAAGCGAUUGCAUCCCAGCUCACGUCAAUGACCUCAGUGACAGGCAUCCCCUCCUCAGGAGGAAAGAGCUGGAACCAGCCUCUGACCCGUCCUGGUGCCCUGACUGACCGGCCACAAGGACAGAGAGUGAAUCUUGCUCAGCCCUUGGGGAAUCAGUCUGCUCGACCAAGGAGCCCCGUGGCGCUGGAGGUGGCACCAGUGUCCAGCCUGCCUCGAGGAGGCCCCAGCCAGACCAUGGCAGGAGCCUGCGACAAGGCCCCUGACUUCCUGUCCCCAUCUGGAAACCAGGUCCUGGGGCCUGCCCUGGGCAGCAUGGUCACACUGAAUUGCACAGCCUUGGUGGUUUCGGGACCCCACUGCCCCCUGCCCUCAGUACAGUGGCUGAAAGAUGGGCUGCUGCUGAGCAAUGGAAGCAUCUAUGACCUCCAUGAGGACGCCUGGGUCAAGGCCAACUGGUCAGAGGUGCUUGUGUCCAGUGUCCUGGGAAUCAACCUGACCGGAGCUGAGGACUUCGGGACCUUCACCUGCUCCAUCCAGAACAUCAGCUCCUCUUCCUUCACUCUUUGGAGAGCUGGCCUGGCUGGACAUGUGGCCGCGGUGCUGGCCUCACUCUUGGUCCUGUUGGCCCUGCUCCUGGUGGCGCUGCUGUACGUGAAGUGUCGGCUCAAUGUGCUGCUCUGGUACCAAGACAAGUAUGGGGAGGUGGAGAUGAACGACGGGAAGCUCUACGACGCCUACAUCUCCUACAGCGACAGCCCUGAGGACCGGAAGUUCGUGAACUUCAUCCUGAAGCCGCAGCUGGAGCGGCAUCGUGGCUACAAACUCUUUCUGGACGACCGCGACCUCCUGCCGCGUGCGGAGCCGUCGGCAGACCUCCUGGUGAACCUGAGCCGCUGCCGGCGACUUGUGGUGGUGUUGUCGGAUGCCUUCCUGGGCCGGGCCUGGUGCAGUCACAGCUUCCGGGAGGGCCUGUGCCGGCUGCUGGAGCUCACGCGCAGACCCAUCUUCAUCACCUUCGAGGGCCAGCGGCGCGACCCCGCGCACCCUGCGCUGCGCUUGCUGCGCCAGCACCGCCACCUGGUGACCCUGCUGCUCUGGAAGCCCGGCUCUGUGACGCCUUCCUCCGAUUUUUGGAAAGAGCUAAGGUUGGCGCUGCCACGGAAGGUGCAGUACAGAUCGAUGGAGGGAGACCCCCAGACCCGGCUGCAGGACGACAAGGACCCCAUGCUGAUUGUGCGAGGCCGGCUCCCAGAGGGUCGGACCUUGGACCCUGAGCUGGACCCCGACCCCGAGGGGGACCUGGGUGUACGAGGGCCUGUCUUUGGGGAGCCGCCAGCUCUACCACAUGCAAGUGCAGUCUCGCUUGGAGAGGGCCGAGGCAGUGAAGUGGAUGUGUCAGACCUUGGCUCCCGAAACUACAGUGCCCGCACGGACUUCUACUGCCUGGUAUCGGAGGACGACGUGUAGCCCUGCCCCCUGGAGCAGUAGGGUUGCCAAGGGCGCCGGGGGGCAGGGCCGGGUGUUUUUAAUCCCACACAGCAGGACCUGUCUACUUGUAGUCCUGGGACCUCAGGGAAAGAGAGUGGCCCCAGCCCCAGCCAGCUGUCCGCCUCGUGCCAGAAAUAAAGAACUUUUGAAUCCCA
Molecule: messenger RNA, 1798 nt
Organism: Cervus elaphus (red deer)
Lineage: Eukaryota; Metazoa; Chordata; Mammalia; Artiodactyla; Cervidae
Gene: SIGIRR
Product: single Ig and TIR domain containing
Exons: 10
Coding region: 183-1622 (479 amino acids)
Biological process (GO): signal transduction
Source: RefSeq, a predicted model, not a curated record